CAGUAUACACGUUCGUGCCUUCAAACGUGGACGUGGUGUUGCGCAAAAAUCUUCAGAUUUUCAAGGGUAGAAUUUAAACGGAAUCAAUAGAAGAUCAAUUAAUUUGAAUUGAGCCAUUGAAAAAAAAAAAAAAAAUACUAAAAACAUAACAUUCACUGUUAUCCCAAUCAUAUGUGCUGUGAUCAGUAUCUAAGAACAUUCAAAAUGUGUUGAACGUUGCUCUUGAAAAGUGACGCCGAAUGCGAGGAGCAGACGAAAGGGUAAACAAAGAAACUACACCAUUUGGUGACGAAUGACCACAUUUCGGAUAAAGUCACCUUAUUUCAAUAAACAAUAAACAUCUGUACAUUGCAUUGAUAUAAAAAAGACAUGGAUGACAACGAUGAUAAAACCAGCGAUUAUGUUUCCUUAGAAAAAGCCAUCAAAUUGUGGCCAAAAUGUUGCUCGGAAGAAAAUCAAUGGCUACCAUCGGCUGCAGGUUGGUUCUACGGAGAAUAUCGCAGUUUUCGUCAAGAUUUGUGUCAAAAUGCAACUGUUUGGAAUUAUUCCGAGUACUGUGAACGUGUCGCUUUCCAUUACUACAGCAUCGCAUGCUUCUACAAUGACUUGUUUCGCCAAUACGGUGCCGAUUUGGGAUGCGUUCGGAAGUGGUUGAUCAAUUGUUUGGAAAAACUUAAUGAAGAUACGACAACCGAGCUUUCUAAAGAGUCAUUUGUUCUCAAAACGGACGCCGAGCAAUGCUUGGCAAAGGUAAAUCAGCUUUUUCACCAAUUAAAAAGUCAAAAAAUCACCGCUCAAAAACAGACACAGUUAGGUCUUGAUUAUGAUAGUUCAACUAUAAAUAGCUUUAUUCAAAAAGAAAAAAAUCAGCUUCAUUGUGUAAACGUCUUGAAAGUAAUCAACAAACUAGAAAACGAAUUAUCACUACCUAAGAAUAAACACAUAAUAACUACAAUAGAUCAGUGCUCUUGUUUAGCAGAAAUUUACAAAAUAGCAAACCGAUCAGACUUGAGCGAUUACUAUAACAGUGCAAUGCAAAAGUAUGUGGAAAAAAUUGAUAAUAGAAUUACGCCAUCCGUUGUUGAUGAGCGAGAUAAUAUUGAUAAAACAAUUGCUAGUGAAGUUAAAGAUUAUAAAAGUACUGUCAAACAAAUCGUAUCAUAUUUAGAAGAAAGUUACUGCAAGCCACUCAGCUCAUUUGAAAUUGCUUACAUCGAAAAAAAGUAUCUAGAUUUGUGUACAGAUUUUUGGCAUUCAGAGGUAUCGGCAUAUUUGAAAAAACUAACAGAUGACAAAAAUACUGUUGUCAUUCGAAAUAUUUUUGCAAGUCUAGAUUCGAUCACGAACCUUGAAACUAUUCCUCACACGUUUAUUGAAUCAGAAUAUUUGAAUCUUUUGAAAUUGCUUAAACUAAGUGAGGAUGACGAAAAGAAGCUCGCACAAUGGUUUAAACAGCAAUGCUUGACAUGUGUUGUUGAGUUCAGUGCAUUGGCUGAACUAGAAUUGCGUUUUAUCGAAAACUUUGUAGACUUUUUGAGCUUGACAACCAAUUUAAAGGCAGUGAUUGUUGGGCUAGAGCUGGAGUUCUUUUUACGAGAUGAAAUAACGCUGCAAGAUUUGUUGGUAAAUGUUUCGAACCUGGAUGUCGAUGCGUACGGAGAAGGGUUGUCCCUGUUGCAAGCAUCAGCUCAAUGUUUCGAAGAGCCUUAUGAUAUGUUUAUGCUGGAUAGAUUCAAACAUGCUAUUAGCGGAUUUAUACAACCAGUGAUGUUAAACAUAAAAAUGAUUGAUGGUCGGUUGGUUGCCGAAGUGACAGGAACGGUUAUUGUUCUUAGUAAACAACAAAAAGCAUUGGAAAGUCAAUUGAAGGCAAAUUCAAAAAUAGAAGAAGUACGGUUUGUGGCUGCACAAGUCCUGCACAUUGAUUCAAGCUUUGAUGAUGCCAUAUGGAAAGGCAAGAAUAUAGUUGUAUUGGCAAAAACCAUUAAAGUUCAUGAAAGUAUCAAGUGGGAUGUUUCAGGAAAAGAUAAUGGUCAUGAAUACACUAAAAAGGCAGCUGAGGAAAGGGACGGAUCAGAUGGAUUUGCUGGCGAAAGUGGCGGCAAUGUUUUGGUUCUUUGCAAGCGUUUUGAUAGGCCAGAAUCCUUUACUCUGCUGUCUAAUGGAGGUAUGGGAAGUGCAGGUCAAGAUGGUGGCGAUGGAAAGGAUGGGCCCGAUGGGAAGGGCAUAGAGAAAAAGGAUCUGCACGCAAAGUAUGAAAUAUUGAAAGGAUUCCUAUAUUAUAUUGGCAAUUUUGUGUCUCAUAUUGAAAAAGAAUGUUCAGUUCCACCUUUAGAAUGGAGAUCUGCUAACAAUGACAUUUACGUUAAAGCCCUGACUGAUGCCGGAAAUGAGGUAGUUUUUUCGUAUUGUAGAUUAUCAUUUGAUACAAUGAUACAGUGUUAUUUUAUCUAUAAAGGAUCUCCGGGUAAACCAGGAACACAAGCAGGAAAAGGUGGAUUGGGUGGUGAAGGAGGAUUUGGAGGGCACAUAGAAAUAGAAAAUUACGAAGACGGCUAUUCCUGCUUCCAAGUAGCACAGCAAGUUGAGAAAGGACCCGAUGGGCAAACUGGUCAAGGAGGAUUGAGUGGAAAACAUGGAAAAAAUGGUUGGGAUAUGUCGUUUAUGGAUUAUGACUUGUGGCUUAAUCCCAAAUACUAUGGUGAGGAUUACAAGAGUACUUGUACUGCAACUUGUUACACUGAAAAUUCAAGUGAAAGGGUAGUGUGUCCAUACAAUGGUAAUAAGUUUGUUGGCAUAACCGUGAGUAAGCUUGAUCAUCCAUCGCAAGAAAGAUUCAGAAACGAAAAUACGAAAAAAAAUCAAGAAAGACAACACCACGCAAGAGCUGUGAGCAAAAAAACAAUAUCAAAGGGCAAUAUUCUGAAAAAAUAUGCCGAACUGUUCGAUCACUCAGUGGAAUCUACAUUGCAAAGUCUGCAUUCUGACUUGGAUCGUACGAAACAGCGUGCGCAGGAAGCUUUUUUGGAGGAUCAGGUGCAGCAAUCUAAAAUUAACACCGAUAUUAAAGUUGAACGCAACUUCCAGUACAACAAGCUGAAAACUCAUUUGGGAUACAUUGAGCCACUUAAUUUUAACGAAACGGUGAUGAAUUUUGAUGCAUUUUUAAAGCAAAUAAGGAACAGCCAAACCCCAACCGAAUGGGCCCAAUUAGACGACAUGGAGGUGUCAUUUGAUCAAGUUCAGAUCGUAUUUUCGGAAUUUAGGCGAUUUCAGAAUAACACUGCAGAAACAGAAGCAUUGGGAAGAAUAGAACAAGUCUUAAUGAAAAAGUGUCAGUAUGCAGUUCUACAAGUGAUUGCAAAUCAAAUUAAAACAAUAAGUUCAAACGCUACCCAAGUAUUGCCUUCAGCUGACUAUGCCGCCAAAUAUCUCAUUGAAUGUAGUAGCAUCGAUUCACCGAAAUUAACGCAUGAAAAAUUUGGGACUCUAGAGAAUUGUUUGAAUAGAAACGAGCAACAUGAUAAUAUUGUUGACUAUGCAUUGAAUGAAUCGCAUUGCGGUAAAAGUGAGAUAUUGAUGCAUUCAAUUAGGCGAUUUUUUCAAGAUGUAGCUCCAAAAACAAGCAUUGAGACGUAUUACAAAGAUUACAAAGUCUGGAUGGAUGAGGCAACACGAUCAAAUAAAAAAUUGUUGAUUCAGUUUGUAAGGGAACUAUCCAAGCCAGUACAUGCAGAGUUAUCUGAGCAUUGGCAGCGUAGCUUUCGAGACGUGGGUCUUAAAAGCCAAUUUGAAUUUAUUGUUCAACAAAGCGACGACCUAACAGAUCUCUACAAACGUUACAUAAAUAAUUGUGUAGAUAUGUUCGAUUGUAGACGAUGCCUAUCCGAUGAUUCAUUCAUGCAAGAGUUUAUAGUAAAUUUAAAAGCAAAGGGCGUUUGUUUUCGUGAAUUGUUGGCGUAUGCUUUCAACGUAAAUCUUAGAGUGUAUGAACAAAAUGAGGACAGAGAAUAUGUUUUAUUCGACAACCAUAAUCCACAAUCGAGCUGUGCUGUGCAUUUUUUGUUUAAAGAUGAGACAUUUAUUAAUCUCACUAUCGACAGUGCCGGUUUGGAAUUAGAUGAGCAAAGAAUCAAAGAAGGUGAUCAGUUUGCAAACAUUAUGAGGGAAAUAAAACUGCUGAAAGAUGAGACGCAGGUAUAUCAAUAUUUAAUAGAGCAAAUAUUCCUAAAGCACCCAUAUCCCAUGGCAAACCGUGGGAAAGUUGUCAAUCAAGAUGUGAUAAACGAUUACAUCAGUAGAAUUGUUGUAUAUUUUUCGGAAAGUGAUCAAUACUUGUUAAAGAAACGAUUAGGCAAGGUGAUUUCAGCGUACGAAAAAAACGGAGGGCAAAUUCUGGCCACACUGUUGGAUCGUUUUCUGUGCGAAGGUAGAUAUGUUACCUGCCAGGAGAUGUGUUGCAUUUUAAACUAUAUUUUGAAGUCAAGUAUUUGUGAGAGCUUGGAAGGAAAUCAUUUUGUUUGGAUAUUUGCUGCGUAUCGCCAACGAGAUUGGAUAGCCGAAACAUUGCUACUACAAUUAGAGGCAUAUUUCAAAAGGCAAAUUAAGAACAAAUCUGUUUGGCGAAAAUAUUUGCAAAACACCAAACAGAGGAACGUUAUUUUUUGGCUUAGCAUCAAACUAACUUCGGGUCAAUCAAACACCUUGAUAACAGAACAUAUUGUGGACAAUAUACUGAAACUGCUGAGUGAAAUACCAAAUGAAGCAGUCAGCGUACUAGAAUUAAAUUUAACCGAGUGGGUUUUUGCUCUCAAAGAAAAAUACUGGACAUACAAGCUGUCCCAGCUCAUUUCUUGGGGUGAGCUUCCUGAGAAAAUAUCUCUUUGUUCGUAUUAUGUGCAUUCAAUGGAGGAUACUUACGGCCAACUUUUAGUAGAAAAACUGUUUGAUCACAAACUAAUGAAAUUGUUCAGUGUCGGAGAAAUAUGUUAUGUAUUACAGAAGUUCUACAGUGAUGAGUGGAAUUUAAAUGAAGAUGUAUUUAAAUAUAUGGAAUGCUACGACGUGUCUAAGUGGAUUGAAUCAAUGCAGAAAAAAUUCUUAACGACAUAUGGAGAAAGAAACAUUGUUCAACUUUUAACACUGACAAAAUGCAACAAAAAUGUAUCAAAUAAUCUUCAAAAGAUUCAGGAAUUUGUAAGAAGGAUAAGGCAGCAGUCAGAAAUGGCAUUUCAAGGAAUACAAAAUAGCAGUACCGAAAAUUUACUAGAAAAUGCGAUAAAAAAUUGGAUACAACAAUAUGAGCUUAGAAAAGAUGUACAAUCAGACACAGAUAACCUACUGGAUGUCCUUGCUGUGAUUGUUCGAGCAAUUCAAAUACAGAAAAGAAUCACGUUGAGAGAUACACAACUGUUGACUAUAUUGACGAUGUUGUCAAACAAUCAGAGUACGUUGACCCAAGUUUCCACCGGCGAGGGUAAAUCGCUUAUCGUUGUAUCAGUAGCAAUUGUCAAAUCACUGCUAAAGGGAGAGAAAGUUGAUAUAAUUACUAGUUCAUCGGUGCUAGCAAAGCGAGAUGCAGAAGCAAAUCGUGAUAUUUUUAACUUGUUUGGAAUCAAUGUGUCCCACAAUUGCAGCGAAGAUGCUGAAAAGCGCCGAAUGGUUUAUUCCGGAAAUCCGGUUGUCUAUGGAGAUCUGGCCAAUUUUCAGCGGGAUUACUUGUUGGAUAGGUUCUAUCAGAAACAGAUUUUAGGUGAUCGCAACUUUCAAAACGUCAUCGUCGACGAGGUUGAUAGCAUGUUACUGGACAAAGGAAACAACAUGCUUUACUUAUCCCAUAAUUUGGCUGAUUUUGAUAAGCUGGAGUCGGUGUACAUUUUUAUCUGGCAGUGGAUAAAUAGACCUGCACGAGACUAUGCAGAUUUAAAGCAUGCCUUCGAUGCAGAUGCGAUUAAGGAAGCAAUAAUGUGGAACAUUCAUGGAAUGAUUAAGCCGGAAGAUAUUGAAAAGUUGGACUCAAAGUUGAGCGAUGGGGACAAACGUAUAAUCUGGGAGAGAUUAGUGGAGGCUGGGCUUGUGGAAUACAACAGCAAGUUAUGUGUGAAGGAAAUUGAUAAGCAAGUUGUAAAAGAUUUACUAAAACCUGAGUUUGAAAGAUACGCUGACAGAAUGAACUAUUUAAUUCAAGAAUGUAUCGAAAGGGAAAAGCAUAUUCACAUCCCGAAUCAUUUAGUAUCCUUUGUAGAGCAACAUUUGGAUUCAUGGAUAACGAGUGCCAUAACGGCUUUUUACAUGCAACCGGGACGAGACUACGUAGUAGACGUCGAUCGAAGUGGUACACGUGCGGAGUUGAAUCCAAACAUUAUCAUUCUAGAUCGUGAUACUGGAACAGAUCAAGCCAGUUCGCAGUGGGAAGCAGCAUUGCAUCAAUUUCUCCAGAUUAAACAUGGCUGUAAAGUUUCUCUUCAAAGUUUGAAGGCCGUUUUUAUAUCCAACGUUUCAUAUCUUAAGAAAUACAAAUAUCUGUACGGUUUAACGGGUACUCUCGGAUCGCAGAGGGAACGUUCUCUACUAGAGGAACUGUACAACGUUGAUUUCGUUACAAUCCCAACUGCAAAGUGCAAACAGUUUAGCGAAAUUCAGCCUAUACUUUGCAAUAGUCAGAAUGAGUGGGUGAAAAGAAUUGUUGAGGAAGCAGUUAAACAAACAGAGGAAAAAGGGCGCUCAGUUCUCAUAAUUUGUGAAACGGUUAACGAAGUUGAGAAUCUACACACGGCAUUCGGGGGUAAAACUGUUCCAAACAUUUUCACAUACACGAGGGACUAUGAGGAGUUCGAUAAUGGUACGGAUGAGAAAAAAUUAGAUUCUGGAAAAAUUAUCAUUGCAACGAAUCUUGCUGGUCGUGGAACGGAUGUCAAAAUAACGGAGAAAUUACGCAGCGCUGGCGGUUUGCAUGUUUGUCUAACUUUUCUACCAAGCAACAUUCGAAUUGAGCAGCAAGCUUUCGGUCGGGCAGCACGAUGUGGAGAUCUGGGUUCAGGGCAACUCAUUCUCUUGGAUUUGCAGGGACAGCAGUACAACAAUGCACGAGUGAUGGAACUUAAAAAACAACGAGAUGCAGAAGAACUACAGCGUAUUUCAGACGUGAAAACUUAUUAUGAGACUCACAUCCGUGUUGAAGAAAAUCUGUUCGAUGAAUUUAAGCAAUGUUACGAGAGUUUGCAGCAAAAACUCAGCGAAACCUUGCAUGAGCAAAAUGUCGUUGAUACAAUAGUUAAAGGAACGAAACGUGUGUUCAACAUAGAUUCACAAUCAUUGACAAAUAAACUUGAGGAGCUUCUGUUACAUAGUUGUCUGGACAAGUGGGUGUUUUGGUUGGAUAAACACAACAAACAAAUAGGAAAAGAAAACAGCAAAAUUAAAAGUUCACUUCAGAAUUUCUUAAAACAAUUAGUGCUAUUAAGAUGUGAUAAACUUAAAGAUCUCCCAAAGUGGGUGGAAGGCAAUCCACCACGAACAAUCAAGCUUGGAAAAUUUCUUAUGAAAAACAACGAAAUAGAACUAGCCAAGCAGCUCUUUGAUACAGUCAUAGGACAGGAACCGCACUUCUCAGAGGCUGCUCAUUACUAUAAGGCCUAUGCUCUGGCUAAACAAUCGAUCGAUUCUGAAUCGACAAAACGAGAUUUCAAGCGCGAACUGAGCGAAGCUUCAAGACUGUUUAGUGAACGUCAAAUCAAUGCCAUUCGUGCUGGAAGCAUUGUUGGAAACAUUAAAAAAGAUAAUUCUGCAGGUGUGUUACAGAUUGACGCGUUCGAGGAGCAGCAAAAAAGUUUUUGCGAAAUUUAUCAAACAUUUGCCCAGUCUAUUGACGAUAUUUUGAAUCACGAAAUUACUCCACAAAAAAUCAUGAACGAUGCAAUCAGUGAAGAUGCUGCGGAGAAACUUAUAAGUAAAUUAUGUGAAAAGGGUGUUUUGAAAGGAACGAGGAUUGCGAAGAAUUUAGACCUGGACAAGCUGAGCCCAAUAGCAAAAAGCUAUGGCAUUCCAUUGAAUUCUUUUGAGAGCUUCUUGACUCAGCGUAGAGGGUCUUCAAUUGACUUGAACAAUUUCACCAAAGAGUUGAAAAAUUCAGUACCACUCGCAAGUCGGGAACGUUUUUGGAAAGCUUUGGUUAAGCAAGGUGCUCUUGUCGAUGAAAAACAGUAUGCCUUUGUCGAACAGGAAGCUUUUAACCAAAUAGAGACAUCCAAAAAAAACGAACUUGAACCAAUCGCUCCAUUAAUUGAUGCAAAUGAUUUUGUAUUGUAUCCGGAGUUCAUAGAAGAACAGAAAAACUGCGCGAAAAUUUUUCUUAAGACCGAAUUUAAGAAAAUCGUUGGUACGACUUUGUAUGUUGCAAUGAAACAGAAAGGCUCAUUUACUACGAAUAAAAAAGCUUCUUUCCGUGCGAUAAAAGGAAAACCUGUAGUUUUUGAACACUUUGACUCACUAAAAAGAGGAGAUUUCUCUCACAUAGGAAUAACCGAGAGUGAAUGUUUGAUAGUGCUGACACAGUUGAUUGAGGCCAGAAUCAUUCAAGAAAGCGCUCAAAGUGAUAUUUUUGUAGCUGGUGAAUAUUUUAAUGCAUUCAGACAGCUCAAGUUAUCCGCAUGUCCCAUUUAUGAAGAUGCUGUAAUAGCUUUAUUGGCAACUACAUUCACGUAUCGAAUAGCUUUACAGGCAAUUACUGAGGAACAUCAAGCUAGCCGAAUUAACCUCCAGGUUCGACCCCACCACAGUUUGCUUGCAGAACUUUUGGAACAAAGAAUUGUGAAACCUGUUACUGCAGCAAGUCGUAAAGCUUGGGACAAAAUACAACAACGCCGGGCACUUGAACAUUUUAGUUCCGUUUAUGGGAAUUCCGGUAUUGAGUUUUCCGUUGAAAUUUAUUCCACGCUUAAUAGCAUAGAGAACAUCAUAACGGAAGUUUUGAGUGAGUUAAAGAUUACUGCGAAAGGAACGACUCAGCAUGUUCUAGAUACUUUAGAUCGCUGCAAAGGAUCACUCAGAGCAUUGAAGGUACCGGAGGGUCAACUAAUAUCACUGGUGGCUUUUUUCAGUGAGGGCCAAUUUUCCAACGCAGAGGAAAUUUAUUUAUUUUCUAUCAACGGUAUGGACCAUCUUUUAAAGUUAGGAGAAAAGAAGUGGACAUGGGAGAUGAUUCGUAAUACAAUCACAGUGAUUGCACUGGGAGUAGCUCAAAUAGCUUUGGGGGCAGUUAUAGAGUUGUACUCAGUGGGCCUUAUGACCCACGUAGGAGGAGCUUGCAUCAGCGAAGGAGUCAACGACAUCUUUUUCGCCGCCGGUGCCCUAAAGUCGGGUUAUUUCAGUUGGAAGGAAUACCGAGAGCAAAAGCUACAAAGUUUAAAAAUGACAAUUUUAUCAGCUGGCAUUGGUGCAUACCUUUCUCGAGGAGUCAAAGUGUCCCGGUACGGUUACAAACUCGCUGGUCCACAUUUGCAAGCCACUGGGAAGAAAAUAGCAGCCACCUGUGGCAAAGAGCUUAUUAAAGAGGUAGGUCGAGGAGUCAUCGUGAAGGAAGUUGCGAAGCGAAUCGCAUUGAAAACCAUCCACGGAAUAGCGUUUGGAAUGGCGAAUGCAAGUGUAGACUAUUUGAUGGAGAACUACCUGCGUACACUGUGCAGUGUGCUGGCCGCAAAGUUUUUUGAAGUUAUUGAAACUUCAACAGCGUAUCAAAGCGUUACUGCCACUUUGAAUGAAGUAUUCACGAAACUUGGGCAACAAGAAGCUAAAGAAGUGGUUUCUGUGGUGACCAAAGAAGUUUUCUCCGGAAAAGGACAGAUAGAAGAGCUCACUUCUACACUCCGUUCCUUUGCUGGCGGAGUGUUACAGGGUUUAGGUGCCGCCAUGAAAAAGCGCAGUAUGACGGACAAUCCGUUGGAGCUUCCAAUGCAGGCAAUAGGCAAAGCGUUGACUUUUUUGGAGUAUACUGAACACAUAAUUAAAAUGACUACUCUUACCGAAGUGUCAAUAUUGCAGUUGAACUAUAAGCUAAAUAAAGAAUUUAAGAAACGGCUUAAGAAAGGAAACCUUGCUUCUUUAGAGCAUAAUGCUGAUCUUGAGUUAGAGUGCAGCAGGUUCACUGAUGAUGCAAUAGCCAAUUGGAAGCAGCUGCUUCGGCAGCAAGCCGAACAGAUCAUCGAACAGCAUUUCGUUGCUCCAGUACUUAAGAAGGGUGUCAACUGUUUAGUUAUAUAUGCUGGCAAGCAAAUCCAGCGGAAGUAUCAGACAUACAAGGAAAAUAAAUAUUCUAAAUGUUUUGAAGAGUUGAAGGAGCAACACCAAGAAGAGCUAGCUAAAAUCGGUAAUCGAGAUGAUGCUGCACAGGCUGCAGAAAACCUCAAGGAGCAGUACCACAAAGAUCUCGUAAAAUUGAUGAAGAAGACCUGCAAUCCUAAGCUAUUUGCAGAUAUUUUGCGUGAAAAUGUACCGAUGGAUAUAACGUGCGUCGGAGCAUGCUCAAUUGCUAUAGCACAAAUAUUAAAAUCUAAGGGUAUCGAAAAUCCUUCAUUUACCAUUGUUGUUGAAACUGACGAUGGUCUAAGACAAGAAUUUUCAUCAAACCCUAAUGGAGAGAAGGGGGCUAUAAUUCCGUUGAUUCUUGAAAAUGGACACUUCCAGACUUUGGGAGAUUCUAUAACAGGUACCACAAACAACAACUGCUUGUGUACAGCUGUGCUGGGAAGUUUCGGCGUGCUAGGAGACGUGUCUGAGGAACAAUUGCGUGAUCAGAUUGCUAACACAGUUCAAACUGACCCGCGUAUAAUGAACCACAUUCAGCAAGGAUGGCACAAAUUUCCUUUAACUCGUGGUGCUUUUGGGGGACGAAGAGAUGUACCGAGUGGUAUAUAUGACGAUUUAGAUUCUGCCGAUAUAGAUGACAUGGAUGAAGAAAAAGAGAAUAAAAAAGAAAAACACUGUAAUGUAAACAAAUCAAAUACAACAAAUGAAGAUACAAUAUUUACAAAAACAAUCGCAAAAGAUGCAACGAAAGAUAAUGUUAAAGAUGCCAAGAACCCAGACAAAAUUAAACAAAUAUACAUAAAAAAUAAAAUAGAACAUACAAAAACAGAAAAAUCGCCUGAAGAUCAUAUCUAUCGGCGUUUUUUGGAUACAUUAAAGUAUGCAGCAACUGAAUGUGCCGUUUCGGUAUAUACCAAAAUAGACAUUGAAUUACUUACCAAUAAGACAGAAAAAGUUGUAUACAAAGAUAUAAAAAGCAGCGAACUAGGUGAUAAAAAUAUCGAUGCUGCACACGUUGUGGCUGCACCACAAGGAGAAAAUAGCGAACCUUUGAAGAAGCAUCCCGAAGCAGACUAUGUGCUUGCUAAAAGCAAAGGACAUACACAUCUAGUUAAUUUUAGAUUCAACAGAGGUCCAGUAGGAAAAGCAAUUGACACCUUACAACGCGACGAGCUAAACAAAUAUGAGCUACAAAAAAUUAAUAUGGAGAAGCCAACGGAAGAAAAUAAACGCACAAUAGCUCAGUUUAAACAGCAAUUUUUAGCUGUGUUGGAAAUUCAGGAAAAAAAUCCAAAAGCAUCUCAAUAUGAAAAAGAUGCCAUCAAAACGGCUAGACAGAAAAUUGAAAAUUAUGAACCAAAAGAAAUAUUCAAAACAAUUAAAAACACAUAUAACCAAAGCUUAAAAGAAAUGAAAGAGUUCAAACCUGAUAACAAUAAAUAUACCAUGGAAAAAUGAA
Culex pipiens pallens (northern house mosquito) is the source of this 11761-nucleotide messenger RNA. RefSeq lists its product as uncharacterized. The transcript has 3 exons. Gene Ontology annotation, biological process: protein targeting; protein import. The record is from RefSeq and is a predicted model, not a curated record. Gene Ontology annotation, molecular function: ABC-type protein transporter activity; ATP binding. Gene Ontology annotation, cellular component: membrane. The coding region runs from base 370 to 11760 and encodes 3796 amino acids. Lineage: Eukaryota; Metazoa; Arthropoda; Insecta; Diptera; Culicidae.